AUGGCACCUCGUCUUGUAGUUAUAAUAACCGCUAUCGUUUUACUUCUCCUGGCGGAGGCGCGUCCUACCACAACGGAGCAAUGCAAUGGUAAAUGGGAGGAAGGCUGUCGGAACAAGGUGGAGUCGUUGAAACUGAAGGUAAUAGCCAUAUUCAGUAUUCUUGUUACGAGCGUGAUCGGAGUUUCGCUUCCACUGUUCUCCCGGUCGGUUCCCGCGCUGCGACCGGACCGCGACCUUUUCGUAAUCGUGAAGGCUUUCGCUUCCGGAGUGAUACUCGCCACAGGUUAUAUGCAUGUGUUGCCGGACUCUUUCCAAGAUCUCACUUCGGAGUGCCUGCCGGAACGGCCGUGGCGGAAGUUUCCGUUCACCACCUUCAUCGCCAUGUUCUCCGCGGUUAUCACUCUCGUCGUUGAUUCCUACUCUAUCAGUUUCUUCAAGAAGAAGGUCGCUGCCUCUAGCGCUAACGCUAGCGGUUCCGCUUCCCUUGAAGCCGGAGAGAGGAAGGAAGUGGAAGUGUGCGGUCAUGGCCAUGGACACGAUGUACAUGCAGAUGCAGAUGCAGAUAGAGAUGCAAAUAUCGUGGAUGCCGAACAGUUGUUGCGGUAUCGUGUUGUGGCUCAGGUGUUGGAGUUAGGGAUUGUGGUGCACUCAGUGGUGAUUGGUUUGUCAAUGGGAGCUUCGAUGAAUCCAUGCACGAUUAGGCCUCUCAUUGCUGCGAUAUGCUUCCAUCAAAUGUUUGAAGGAAUGGGCUUAGGUGGUUGUAUACUUCAGGCUGAAUAUGGAACGAAGGUGAAAGGUGUAAUGGUUUUCUUCUUCUCUACUACAACUCCCUUGGGAAUUGUAUUGGGGAUCGCAUUGUCGAAUGUUUACAGCGACACUAGUUCAAAGUCGCUUAUUGUAGAGGGGGUUCUGAAUGCUAUAUCUGCAGGACUUUUGAACUAUAUGGCACUGGUUGAACUAUUGGCUCCUGAUUUUAUGGGGUCUAAGAUACAAGGCAGUACAAAGAUAAUGGCUCUAGCAUUUGUGGCAGUUUUGCUAGGUGCUGGGGCCAUGUCAGUCAUGGCAAUAUGGGCAUAA
Messenger RNA from Vigna unguiculata (cowpea), 1077 nucleotides. RefSeq names its product fe(2+) transport protein 1-like. Gene Ontology annotation, cellular component: plasma membrane. Gene Ontology annotation, biological process: zinc ion transmembrane transport. The record is from RefSeq and is a predicted model, not a curated record. Gene Ontology annotation, molecular function: zinc ion transmembrane transporter activity. NCBI's taxonomy places the organism in Eukaryota, Viridiplantae, Streptophyta, Magnoliopsida, Fabales, Fabaceae.